UUCAGGUAAUUUGUCUGGAGCUGUUGUAUCAUGGGUGAAUCAUUUACAAUUCAGAUUAGCAGCAACUUAGUGAAGCAGCUCGCGGAUGACGGUGAGAAGUCAAAGAAGAAAAUAAGAAAACAAAAAACGAAGAUACCAAGGGAAACCCAACAGUCCAAAACUAAACCACAACAGAAACUGAUUCCCAAUGAUUCUGAGACGCUUAAAAGGCCUGCUUCUGCAGGAUGGCCACUUCAGCCUCCAUUAUUCCUUCCAGUUCCUACUCCACAACAAUCUGCUAAUGCUGAGCUAGAUGCCAUCCAGUCUGUCCUUCAAGAGAGUGAGAAGGUUGUGGCAAGGCUGCAGAAGCGAGAAGAUGAGAUGCUGCAAGAAGUAACACAGAGAGCCAAAGAUCUCCAUGAUAAAGAGUUCAAACUUCCAUACCAGAAACCAAUGCUCUGCUUGGCUGAGAAAGAUGCUUGCUUGGAGUGCUACAAGGAGCAUGUCAAGGACCCUCUAAAAUGUGCCCAUCUGGUUAAAAAUUUUUCAGACUGUGCUCGCCGAAUGAGGCACCAACUGAGGUUAGCAGAUAAUUAGGCUACCUAUAAGGAGGUUUCUUAAAGACAUUCUGUGCAUACUCAUUGCCAGUUGAAGUGACACUAGGAAAGUUUUGCAGUGCGAAUAAGCUGACUCUCACUGUUUUCAAAAUGGGUUGCAUGCUAUGUCUUUUACUUUUGCACACUGUCAUUUGAUCCUUUUUUGUUGAGUUGCAUAUCCGUGAAUUGUGUUCUCAUUCAUGGCUAUAAGCUUACAUGGGUUUGACCCAUUGAUUUUUUCUGAAGUUGGACCUUCAUGUUACAAUUGAGUGCCUAAACAUGGUUUCACUGCAUGUCCUUUUGACUGAAUCCCAAUUAUCCAUCUCGGAAGUCCAU
Ilex paraguariensis (yerba mate) is the source of this 911-nucleotide messenger RNA. NCBI's taxonomy places the organism in Eukaryota, Viridiplantae, Streptophyta, Magnoliopsida, Aquifoliales, Aquifoliaceae. The record is from the annotation of a GenBank genome assembly.